GUUUAGUACGCAUGCGUCAAUAAUAGAAGUUUGCGCAGUUUUAGUAGGAAGGUUUUUUCUAACAUUUAUAAAGAUCAGUGAGCAGGCAAAGAGAUUUACCAGUUCAUGCUCACUGAAAUAAUGAGUAGUGAAUCUGAUGAAGGGGAGAUUAAGACAGAUCGAAGUGACAGCUCUGGAAGUGAUGAAAAUGAUGGCACUCCUGAUCAAUGGAGUGUACCUUCUAUGUCUCAAUCAAUGCUGAACAGGUUUUCUAAGUUUCCAGAUCAUUCUACUAACUCUAAGCAGUUAAAUAAUUCAAAAGUAAACAAAGAAUUCGUAAGCUCGUUAAGUAGAGUAAACUCUAUUCCACCCCCUGUGCCCCCCAAAACUUUCAAACAGAAAAGAGAUUCUUUUGAAAAACCAAUGGAAAUGGAAGAGAAAGGUAACCUGGAUGAAGUGGAUCAGAACCAGCCAUUUGAAGAGGGAAACAGUAAUGAUAAAAAGAUGUCUGUAAAAGACAGGGCCAGAAUGUUAGACCAGCAACAGGAAUCAGACAGAUCCCAAUCAAUGGAACAUUCACCAGGUCCUAAUCCAUUUGAAGCACUCAAAAGACCAGCAGAAUGUUCUCCUGACAUAGAAGAUCCAUCUACAAAGCGGCUAGGUAUCGUUACAGAAACAAAUGUUGACACUGGUCAGGUUGAAACCAAAUCUGACAUAGAAGAACCAAUGCAAGAAGCUGAGAUUCAAAGUCAAAGCCAUAGUGAUUGCACAGAUCUAAGCACUAAUGAACCAUCAAACUUGCCAACAGAUUCAGAACCAGUUAGUACUGGUAUGUCUAACCUUGAACAGGAUGGAUCAUCACCAAGGCAACAUCAGGGACAUACUGGACCAGAUAGGUCAUCACCACGGCAACACCAAGGUCAUCCUGAACCAAAAAGGUCAUCUCCAUGGCCACAUCAACACCAUCCUGAUGCACAGUACCCUGGACCUAGAUCAGCUCAUGGAUGGCCUGGAACACCACCACCACAUGAACAGUUGAGAUAUGGCCACCCUCAUCAAAUUCCAGGUACACCACAAACAUCAGCACCGCUGAAAUACCCACAUCAUCCUCAAAAUCAAGAAACACCACCUCCAUCAGGACAGAUAAGGUAUGGCUAUCCUCAUCAAGGAACACCACCUUCAUCAGGACAAGUGAGGUAUGGCCAACCUAAUCAAUAUCCAGAUACACCACGAAUGGGAUAUGGACAUCCUCCUCAACAAGCUCCUCCAUAUGGAACAUCACCUCACCAGACAGGAUUCCAACAGCAAGGUUACCCUCCAAAUCAAAUGCAAUUCCUUCCACAAGAGGGUCAUGGUGGACCAGGAGGUACCCCUUAUUUUGAUCCAAAUUAUCCACAUGGACCCCCUCCUGGUCAUUUUAAAGGACAUGGUCAACACAGAAGUACCCCUAAUCAGCCUUCAGGACCUAACAAGAAACAACAACCCUCUCAUACAUCACCUAGGGGAAAUGAGCGUACACCAUCAAAAAGUAAAAUACCUUCAAGACAAACUCCAACAGGAAAGGAUGAAACUCCCAAACCAGGAACAAGACCUUCAACUGAUACUUCACCUAGUGAAUCAAAUACUAAAUCAGGAGGAGGUAAACAAAAACCAGACAAAGGAAAGGAUUCAAAGGGAAAUGAAGGACCUAAAGUUGAACCAAAAAGGCCAGGUUCAUCUAAAAAGACACCAGUGAAAAUGUACCUUUGUGUUUCUGGUAUUGACAAACAACAAACUAAUGAAACCUUCUUCAACUACAUGGAGGCAAAGUCUAAAGGGGAUGUUAUUCGUAAUGAAUCAUUGAGGACAGUAGAUGAACCAGAGCAUGCAGUUGUAGUGUUUGAGGACAAAAUAGAUAUUGAAAAACUUAAAGUCGAUUGUGGCAGAAGGUGCCUUGGUAAUUCCUCUUUAGAAUUUGAUGAAAUAGAUCCUCCAAGGAAAAUUAUUGCUAGUUCAGUGGAUAAACUGACAGUUAGUGACUUUAAAGAUUAUCUCACAAAGAAAAAGAAACAAGAAGUUGUUAGAGUACACACUACAGAGGAUGGAUCAAUUACAGCAAAGGUCAAAAAUACAUCAGGAGUGACAGAAAUUCUAAAAGACACCAACAUAAAGAUUAAUGGUUCUAAAGUAGUUAUAUCUGUUAUGCACUUCUGUGAUCAUGGAACAUACUGGGAACAAAGUCUACAUAGAGUUGCCAUUCCUGGUCCAUUCAAACCUUCAGUCUCAGACAGUCAUAUAAGAUCGUUUAUCAUUGACAUCACAUCUGUAUGUAACGAGCAGUUGGAGCAACACCAUGCCUGUCUGACCUUCAAAGAUGAGCUACAUAUUGAAUGUACAAUAGACCCUAAAGAUAAAAUGGCAAGACAGAAAGUAAAAGAUUGGAAAAACAAUGUACAAAAAGCCUGGGAGGAAUUUGUCAACAACAGCGUUAGAAAGAGAGAACUUCAGAUCACCAGUGACACGAAAGAUUCACUUCUGGAGCACAUCAACAAGACCAAAGAUCAACACAAAUCUGAAGAGUUAAAAGUUAUCUCCCCUGAUGAGACAGGCAGUAUGAAGUUUGUAUUUGUUGGCAGGUCUAAAAUUGUGGAGAAUUAUGUUGAACAGAUUUCUGCUAAGAAAUUAGAAAUAGAGGUAGAGUUGAAUAGAAAGAAGAAGAUUAGAACAGGUUUAAUGAAACUUAAACCAAUAGAAAUAGCCUUAAUGACCAAAGAAGACAAGUUUGAAGAAGUAAAUAAUAUCGCUCAAGAUUUCAGUUGUGAACCUAAUACAGAGACUGGAGCCAUAACAUUUACUGGUGUGGAAGAAGAUAUUUCAAAAGCAAAAGUAAUGAUAUUUGAAAUAAAAAACAAUUACCAUUCCUGGAGAAUAGAUAGUCUUUCAAAUCACAUUUGUCAGCUCCUGAAAAGGAAACCUGUUUCUGACAUGGUCUAUGAAAAUUUUAGCGAGGACAACAUUUCUAUAGUUUGGGAUAUUUCUGAUGACCAUGUGACUGUUUGUACGUCUCAGGAUAACCGUCCACACAUUGAAAAGGUCUUUACAGAUACUAUCUUAGAAGAUGAGAUUAAAUUAGACAAGGCAAGUCAAGAUGUGCUGAUGUUAGAUGAAUGGGCAGAGAAAAAAACAAGUAUCAAUAAUAUUCAUAGAGAUACUGCUAACGUAGAUGAUUCCUACAAUGAUCGAGUUAUUGUCACAGCUACCAGUGAUGUGUUUGAUGGAAUUAUGAAGGAGUUAGAUAUCUUUAUCACAGAUAACUCAAUGAAAGAGGAUGAAAUCACCAUCAGAGAAGAUGAGAAAUUUAAAUUCUUUAAAAACCAUUGUAAAGAUUGGGUAAAAGAAUUGGAGGUUAAAUACAGUGAUCAAAAACUUGAAAUUCAUUUUGGUACACAAUCUGUCAAAAUAAGUGGAACUCCUAAAGUAAUAGAUAUCGUUGAUGGUGAGAUACAGAACCAUUUGGGGCAAAUUAAGAAAGACAUUUGUGUGAUAUCAGAACCUGGGGUAGACUCCCUUGUCAGUGAUCAAACAAAGAGUGAUGCCUUAGUAAGUCCAGUUGAAGAAGACACAAAAACUGUUAUAACCGUAGAUCCAAAUUCUGUGAAUAAACAGGGCUUCCGAAGAAAUACUGGAAAUAAAAAAACAGAUGAGGAGUAUGCAUGGGAUCAGGCUUCUAAACAUUACAACAAAAGAGGGAAAGGUUAUAAACCACCAAAUGCCGGUCCUGUUGUAUGUAAGAAUGGAACAAAAGUUAUUCUUGUGAAAAAAGAGGACCUUGGAAAACAAAAGGCUGAUGUUAUCAUUUGCUCAACAAAUGGUCAGUUAGAUUUAUCUGGUCCCGCUGGAAAGAGUAUGGUGAAUGCAGCUGGGCCAGAAAUUCUGGCUGAAAUUAAACUGAAAUACAGUGAUGGGAUCGAACAUGGUGAAAUAGCUGCAGUGAGUGGAUACAAAAUGAACUGUAAAGAAGUAUAUCUAGCUGCCCUUCCUGGAUGGUCAUAUGGUGGAGAGAAGAUUAUUGAGAAAUGUGUAAAGACAUGCUUAAUCCAAGCAUCUAAAUACAAAUCAAUUGUGUUCCCAGCAUUGGGAACAGGUAACCUUAGGUAUCCAAGAGAUCUUAUAGCAGAGACCAUGUAUAAAUGUGUCAGUCAAUUUGAUCAGAGCAAUACAUCACUAAAGGAAGUAAAAUUCCUGUGUUAUGAUGAUGAUACUAUCAGGGCUUUUGAACAAGAGGAACUAAGACAGGUGAAUCCAGGCUUUCAACCACAACGUGCUGCAGCCAGUGGUCCAACGAGUGGUCCCAAGUAUUACAAAAAACACAAUACAUCUGUUAAAGUGGUGAAAGGAGAUCUUGGCACUCAAAAGGUUGAUGUUUUGAUUUGUGCCGUUCCCAAAGAUUUAAAUUUAGAAAGUGCUGGUGGGGCUGGUAAAUCAUUGAUGCUAGGUCUCGGUAACGCUGUACAAAAUGAUAUACUUGGUCAGCAUCCAGGCGGGGUCACCAAUGGGGGAUUUGCUGCAGUGAAAUUAUCAUCACCUCCAGGGCAAUGUAAAAGUAUUUACUUAACAUCCCUAGAUUCCUGGAAUGACCAGAAGACAGUUCCAAAGGAUGAAGAUAAACAAAUCUGUAAGUUUGUGUACCAAUGCCUGGAGACUGCUGAGAAAAGUGGUUACAAAUCUAUCGGUAUACCAGCCAUGGGAACUGGGACGAUCGGAUAUCCACAUCAGCUAGUGGCUAAGUACAUGUAUGACAUGGUGGAAAAGUUUGUAACUAAACACAAAAGUAGCAAGCUGACAGAUGUAAAGUUAAUUGUUCAUAGCAAAGAUGUCAAGUCUAUUACGGCAUUUUAUGAUGAAGAAAAGAAAAGGUUACCUGCUCCAGCUUUUGUACCACUAGCCCAGGCUCAUGGUCACCAAAAGUUUGCCUCUGGUGAUAGUUCUGGUAGCACCCAAGUAGUUCCCAAAGUACUCAGUGAUACUGAGUUCCAGGUUGGGAGUGUAAAGUUAACAGUAGAGAAAGGUGAUAUUUUAUCAAAGAAAUGUGGUGCCAUAGUAAAUGGAACUAAUCAUGAGUUUGACCUGACUAAAGGUGCUGUUUCUCAAGCUUUAAGAAAGAAAUGUGAUGCUAAAAAGCUGGAUCUUGAGGUCUCUAAGAAAAAGGAUGAAAUGAAGCAGUUUGGCUAUGCAAGAACAAGUGGUUGUGGUUUACCUUGUGAUCAUAUAAUACAUAUCUCCUCUCAACAUAAGCCACAUGAAUGGAAAAAUAUCAUUAAAAAAGCUCUGGCAAAAGCUGAUAAGAAACAGAUUAAAACAAUGGCAUUCCCUGCUUUAGGAACAGGAGAAAGUGAUACACAAGGUGCAGCUAGUACAAGUGAAGAAUCUAUGGGACAAACCAUAAUGGAGGCACUUGUAGAAUUUGUAUCAGAGGGCCAGAAAAGUCUUCAGCAUGUCUAUCUAGUGAUAUUCCAGGAUAAGAUGGUUAAACCAAUGUUGAAAGGAGUUCGUUCUGGUGGUCAGUCUGCAUCUACAGCAAAACCAGGACAGGUUAUUAAGGCAGACAACAAGAAAAGCACUGUAACAUUUGCAAUCUAUGGUAUCUCUCAGCGAGAUAUAAAUAAUGCGAAGGAGGGAUUAAAAAGUGCAGUUAAAGAAAAAUUUAAAACAGAAAAAAUACCUGAUAGAUUGAUUUCAGAAAUUAAUAAACAUGAAAUAGACUAUCUGAAAGACAUAGAAAGUAAUCUUCCUGUUCAGAUGACAAUCGACCAGGUGAAUGGUAACGUCACACUUUAUGGAAUUCUAGAUGAUGUGAUGAAUGCCAAACAGGAGGUUUUUGAUGCUCUAAGAAAGUUUGCUCACACCAGACAUUGUAAAGCUGAGGCAGCAAUUAUUAAGGAACAAGUUCAAUGGUACUUUAAGGAUCUUAGUGACAAAGGACUGCCAGUACUUACUGAAUACCCUGAUGAGAUAAACAUGUAUCUGGAGACUGGUUACAAAGGGGAGUCUGGACGGAAAGAGGUUGAAUUCAAGGAUGAUCAGGGAGAGGAAUAUGUUAUUGUGCUGAAAGAUAUGAUGGAAUAUGUUAAAAAUGAUAGGAAAAAUAAAGUGGAAGUUUUGAGAAGAGAAAAAAUACAAGGGGAUGGAGGAACUUUUGAGCCACCAGUUCAUUGGGAUGAUCAGGGAUCAGAAAAUGUGAAGCUAGUUACAUUACUGCCAACAUCCCCAGAAUAUACUAAAUUAGAACAACAGUUUAUUCAGUCUGUAUUUAGUGGGAGAUCAGAAUGGGCAAACCAGUUCAAUAAACAGUCACUUAAAGUUACAAAGAUUGAGAGAAUUCAGAAUUUAAGUUUGUACCACAUGUAUGCAGCUAAGAAGGCUUUGAUAGAAAAACAAAAUCCACAAGGACAUAAAAAUGAGCAAGAAUUAUGGCAUGGUACACCAGAUAAAGCUAUACUUAGUAUUAAUAUGUAUGGAUUUAACAGGAGUUAUUGCUCAGACAAUAGCAAGGAUGCAUAUUGGGGUGAUGGAGUAUAUUUCUCAGCAGAUGCCUCAUAUUCAGCUAGAAACUGGCUGGCUACAGGUACUGGCACUGGUGACCAUAAUAUUUACCUGUGCAACGUGUUGACAGGUGUGCCUAUUAAGGGACAAAAAGGAAUGCGUGUACUACCUACAAGACAAGAUGGAACAAUGUUAAACUAUGACUCUGCAACAGAUGCGAAAUAUAACCCAGUUGUAGAAUAUGUCAUAUUUAAUGACACACAAGCCUAUCCACAGUACUGCAUUAAAUUUAAAUAUUAGUUAAUAUUAUAUUGUUGACAUAAUUACAGACAUAAUGCUAAUAACAAUCAAUGUACAUGUAUGUGUAAUUUUUUUUCCGUAUUUGCCUACAUUAUUUAUCAAUUGUUGAUUUAAGAAUGAUUAUAAUUUGUAAGUACAAUAUUAAUAAUUUUACAUUGAUAUAUCUUUCAAAGUAUUCCUUUUUAAUACCCCUGCUUUCUGGUGGUUGUGAAGAGGAGUUCUUUCAGCUGUUAGUUCAUCUCAGUUCAUUAUUCCUCAAUACCAAUUUGGUAUCUGCACUUGUCUUGACAGAAUUUUGUAAUAUGUUCUCCAAUUCUGUUUUCCUUUCUUCAUCCCAAUGAUUGUUGGGUUUCCUUUAUCAUAAGACAACAUGACUUAUGCUUUGAUAUAUCUGCACACUUCAGUACACAUUUGUUUUCACUUGUUUCCUCCUUUAUACUAGAUUAGAGUUUGAUGAAUCAUGAUCAGAAUCUUCAUUAAAUAGUGUUAUUGUGCACAUAAUUUGUUUUGAUACAAUUUUUUUGUGGCUGCCUUAAUAGUAAGUGAUUUUUUUUUUAUCUGGAAGACACCUAUUUUAUAUACAAAUGUAUAUCCACAGUUUCCCCAUAACAACUUUAAAGAAUUUAACGAAAUUUUCUCAGAAUCUUACCAAUAUAUUAUGUCUUUCUGCUCCUUUUAUUUUAUUUUUUGGAACAUGGUCCUUGUCUUUAUAGUUUUUGAGGAGAUCACACACAUAAUUGAAAUUUACUUUUUAGAAAAUUAAUUCAAUACAUUCAGGAUGUCAAUCUUCAAAAAUCAUCGAAGUUUUUAAAUUAGUAAUAUAAAAGUGAUCAAAACAAACAGUUCAAAAACCUAAAAAACAUAAAAUAAUGUUUGACCCUAACCAAAGAUACUUUGUCUUUCUAUUAUUUUUAUUUGUAUUCUUAAAGUCAACCUUACAGUGUAUAUACAUAUAAUUCAUAGUCCGCCCCUAUCUUACAAUCUAUAGAUUAACAGCCUUGAUGACACAAAUGAUGAAGGUGAACUCUAUGAUUUUAUUAAAGAUUUAUAAUCAUAUAAAUCUUUGUGUUGUUUGAGUAUUUGCUUAGUAGAAAAAGUAUUUCUGAUUUUCAUAAAAAAAAAAAAUCCUUUAAAAUAUAGUUAUAAAAUUGAUAAUUUAAAUGAUUUUAUAUAUCUGUGAUAACUUCUGUAAAUAUAUGUAUGUAAUUGUUUGAUAGAGAGAGGGAGCAUAUUAUUUCAUUUUAUAUUAACUUGCAAAAACUGGUUAAAAGGUAUUUUUGUACCACACAAACUUCUGCCUUCAAGUGUUGUAUAAGCCAUUGUUAUUAAUUUCUGACGGAACUAUUUCUGUGCUGAAACCAAUGUUUUAUGUAACCAUUCCUAAAAAAAAUCCUUAAAAAAUUAACUCAUAUAUGUACUUAUUUUGGAGAUUGAUAAAAAGUUAAUAAAAAGGUCCAAUAAAGCCAAAAAUGAAUUGGAUUGGCACCCCUACAAUAUAUAGUAGGAGGGAUGAUAUUUUGGGGUUUGUGUCUUUGUCCCUUUCUGAUUAAAUUUUGUAAAAACAAGGGUUAUUUAAGGUGUUUAAUUUAUGUUCACCACUUUGACUCAUCUUCUUAUAUUUUUAGUUUGAUAAAACUAAGCACUCUUACUUCACAAAUCCUUAAUUCAAAUAAUCAAUCAUACAUGUGCAACUGUUGCAUGAAUACAGAUUCACAUGAGUUAAAUGAUUGUUUUGCAAGCCAUUAAUACAUCAGCAAUGUUGUUUAGCUUAUUUUUACCAAAUUGAACCAAACUGACUUUUAAUAGCAAAAUAUUAUUUUAAUAGUACAGUUUUAUAAAUGUUUGAAAUUGAAAAGUAGUGGGUUUUUUUCCAUUUUUGUCUAAUUUGUAGUUUAAGUUGUUGAAACUAUAAUUCUCAUCUACUGGAAACUUUUUAAACAUGUUCAUCUUGUUGAUUAUAUGUUGUCUCACCAAAUUUUAACCAAAGUUGCAAAGUUGCAAAGGUGAGGUAGCAGAGGUCUUAUUCCCCUAAUUACAUGUUCCCCAGAGAAUGUUUGCCUUGGUUUUUUUCACCCUAUUUAUGCAGGAAUGGAUAUAUCUAUAUUAAGAUAUUUAGGUUUAAUAAAUCUAUCCUAAAAUUAAUUUAAAAUCUCAUAGUUCCUGAAAAAAAAAAGAUGGAAAAAGUUCUGAACAAGGACCAUUUUAAUCUGGAAUGAUUUUGAUUUCUGGAAAAUUGAUUAGAAAUGUAUGAUAAAAACCUAACCUAAUUGGGGAGGGUGAGCCAUACAUGCAUGGAUAUGGGGGUUUGUAAGUUCAUUUUGAAAUACUAAUAAAGUCACAUUAAAGUUAAUAGCCAGUCAUGCAUGGCUAACCUGUUUGGUUGGGUUUCAGAAUUCAAAAUUAUUCAAGAUUGAAAUAAUUCUUUCUUUAAAAUGAAUGGCUUGUUAUGGAAAAUUAGAUGCCAUCAUUGUUACAUUUGUUUUAAUUAUAAUUCCUGUUGAUUGAAAUAAAGAAUUCUGAUUAGUUAUAUGUAUGAUGUCUUUUAUCUCACUGAUUGUUGCAUUAAUAGUUUUUUAUUGUUUGAUAAUGAAAAUGAUUUUUGUAUUAAAAAACUACCGCCAGUAAUCAGCUUGUAAUCAGUAAAAAAAUGAAUGUACUUAUAUCAUGAAUGUUUUAGUGCUGUUUUGUUUUUAUUCAAGCUGGAUCUUGUUUAUCUUUAUCAUUAUUUUGAAAUUGUUAAAAUGUAUCAAUUAAGAAGGAUAAAUACACAUAACUUCAAUGGU
Molecule: messenger RNA, 9584 nt
Organism: Mytilus trossulus (common blue mussel)
Lineage: Eukaryota; Metazoa; Mollusca; Bivalvia; Mytilida; Mytilidae
Product: protein mono-ADP-ribosyltransferase PARP14-like
Exons: 26
Coding region: 106-6801 (2231 amino acids)
Biological process (GO): protein poly-ADP-ribosylation; negative regulation of gene expression
Cellular component (GO): nucleus; cytoplasm
Molecular function (GO): NAD+ poly-ADP-ribosyltransferase activity; NAD+-protein mono-ADP-ribosyltransferase activity; transcription corepressor activity
Source: RefSeq, a predicted model, not a curated record